Molecule: messenger RNA, 2096 nt
Organism: Prosopis cineraria
Lineage: Eukaryota; Viridiplantae; Streptophyta; Magnoliopsida; Fabales; Fabaceae
Exons: 13
Coding region: 281-1795 (504 amino acids)
Source: RefSeq, a predicted model, not a curated record
GCAUACUUACGGAAAUUGAAUUUCAAUUUCGAAAAGAGCUGGGUCACUGACUCACUGGCUAGGAGAAGGUCCCAAGACAAGAGGACUACUGAAUGUCCAGAAUCCACAAACGGGAAAAAGAUUGCCAGAAUCAGAAAUUGUAAUUCGUUGAUAACGUCUUUCCUUCCUCAACUAUUGGUGACGGUAGUUUGCAACCAUAAUGCGGAGGCAAAAUUCGAUUUGCGUAAAUUCCCUCCCAGACCCUCCUCCUACCUUUUCUGCUUGCUCUGCUAUGUAAUGAAUGGUUGGAAAUUCUGAGAUGCUGUUCAACCGCACUGAACAUUUAAUUUUGCAGGAAAUUCCAGAUUCAGAUCAAAGCAUUUCUGAGGAGGAAGAUUCAGACGACGUUGGCCUGGAGAUUGCCGUUUCUUUGGAUCCUUCUGCCAAGAACCAGGAAGAACUGCCUCUUCCAGUUCGGCUGGAUUUUCUAAGAGGUUCCAGUAGACGAAGCUUGGAUGGGAAUGGGAGCAGUUGUUCAUUUGAGAAACCAACAGGUGUGGUGCAUGAAGAUGAGGUUGAAUUGCCGGACUUUGAGGAGGUUGAAUUAAGUCGCUUUUCAGGAGAGAUAGCUGCCAACUCAAGUGACGAAGAAGUAAUUUCUGAAGAUGAGGGCAAGACUGUACUUCCGAGAAUUAUUAUUGGCUCUAGGACCAAAGGCAGGGAGCUUUAUAAAUAUGGUGCUUGUUCUAUUAGGAGUGAGCAAGUUGGGCAUGUCAAUGAAGAAUAUGAAGCAUUGCUACAUGCCAAAGGAAGUGUAUCUUCCUCCAAAGCAAAUAGAUGCAGUGAUGGAAUCUGGGGCAAAGCCGUGCCAAAAUUUUCAAAGCAAUCAUUGUCACAUGAGCAUGAACCCUCUGGUGCUUCGAUCUCCAAUUGUGAUGAAACUGUGCCAUUCAAGAUUCAUGGAUUGCCUCAAGCCACAGAAACUGUUAGUCCUGGGAUUUCUGCAUGUUCAAUUGAGAGUUUUCUUGAAGACGACGAUGAAGUGGGAAAUAUAUCAGAGACUCAGCAUACUGAACAAGAAUGUCCUGCACAUGGAUUGAAUCUGCACUCAAUGGCUGAUCUUGUCGACAACCUUCAAGAUAAGGCUUAUUCUAAUUUGCCACAUUAUUGUCAAAAAAGAGGAAAGAAAGUAAAGCAUUUUCCAAUUAGGAGCAGAUCCCUCUUGCAAGACAGAAGUAAUGGUGGGGAUUCCCCUGAGCCUAUGGAUAGUGGAUCAUCAAGUGGUAAUGAGGUGAGUGACCAAAAUACGAAGAUUGCUUUCCCAGAAAAGAAAAUGCAGACCAUGGCCGAUCGAUUUCAGCAAGCUUUAGGGGCUUCCCGUGUGACUGAUGAAGGGACUUGUGUUGCAGCACUCAAAUCAUUUGGAGCUGGAAUAUUUGGAAACUUGCAGCGUGUCAUGCAGAGAGAAAAAGAAAGGGAUGCUGACUUUUUGAAAAGGUCACAAGCUGGAGCUAGCCAGCAUGGUGUGCUUGGCGGUGUUGAUGUAAAAAUCAUUUCAAGAUACUUGGAUGGAAAGCUGAUUGUAUGUUGUUGCUUAUUUUGCAAAUACACAGAGGAGUUUUUGUUGCCGGGUAACUCCGAAAGAAUGAUGUGUGAAGGCCACGAAGGGACGGUCAUCUUUAAUCCAAGGGUUAGUGAUGUUGACCUCGAAGUUGGAAACAUGAUCCGUAUUCACCCGCCGUGGAAACAAGUUCCAGUGGGAAAUGAUAAUAUCAUGUUGUGCACAUAUUUCUCUGAGAUUCCCUGCCCGGAUUGAUUCCCUCGAGAUAUCAACGAAUUCAAUCACGUGGUUCGUUUGAUAAUUAACGUGCUUUGGUCUAUAUCAAUACAACUAACAGCCAUUUUUCAUUUUUUUUUUGUUUUGGUUUUGUUAAUAUUGUAUAGGGGUAUUCAUCGUCUGAAAGCAUGGUUUAGGAAGUAUUUAGAUCUGCAGUGUUGUGUACCAGCAAUUCCAAUGCCAUAACAUACGUUUUGUAUGAUUCAUAUUUCAUAAAUUCUGAUCCGAAUUUGAGAAGUUCAAGCUUUUGGUUGUAGGAAAAAUAGAAGUUCGUAUUUAA